AUGGUUGAAUAGAUAUUAAUUGAUUUGGAUUAUUUGAAUAGAAUUUUUGGUGUUAUUCAUACUGAUUUGAAACCAUAAAAUAUAUAAUAAUAUUUAUCAGAUGAAAAAAUUAAAGAUAUUGUAGAGAAUGGGUAAUUCAUUUACAUAAAUUUAACUAUUUUCAAAUAGAAUUCAUAUUUAUAGAAACAUGGCAUUUAUAAAGAUGAAGAGGAUGAUUUUAAUGAAGAAGAAGAGAAUCAGAUGAUUAAGAUUUAGAGAAGGAAAUGCAUGUUGGAUUCAUCAUUAUUUUUUUUACUUUAAUUAAAGCUAGAUAAUACAGAUUUCUUGGAGUAUUAUUGAG
This is a messenger RNA of Paramecium pentaurelia, 340 nucleotides long. The record is from the annotation of a GenBank genome assembly. Lineage: Eukaryota; Ciliophora; Oligohymenophorea; Peniculida; Parameciidae.